AUGCCUCCCAUCCCCAUCCAUACCUCGAGCCCCAUCGUGGCAGCAAAACCCGAUGGUGUCACUCCCAAGACAGCGGAACCAGGCGAUCCUGGAGUGCCUUCCAAUGUACCAGCAAGCAAUGAAGCACCCACUUCCACCUACCCGGCAGCUCAGCCAGGAGCGCGUCCUUCUAUGCCAGCUCCAACCGGAGCACCACAGGCUUUCGCACCCGUUCAGCCGACGCCGACUCGGACCACUAUGGACUCUAGCCCUCCAGCUCCGCAGCCCGGAGCAGUCCCGGUGCCGCCAAAUGGAUCUCAACUCCCACCGCCUCCCAAGACUGGAGAGACGCUACAUGAUACUCAACCUACGCAAAUGCCUCCUCAGAUGUCCUAUGCUCCCUUAUCCAGUGGAUCGGAGUUCACCGUACCUCGUUCAUCGACGGUAACGGCGGCUGGCCCGUCACCGAUGGCUGGCUUGGGCCCAACGGCCGUGCUGGGCGGGACCGGCGGUAGCGACUUUUCUCACCCACCUGGCUACCACCAGAACGUGCAUGCAUCCGAAUUCUCCAGUUCUCAACGCGCUGCGCACGAAGCUUCUGUGUCCCAGGAACGCAGACCAUCAUUGGUAGGGGAAGAUGAUGGCGAGGGAGUCUGGUCGGCCGCCAAGAAGUGGGCUUCGGCUGCCGGCGAGAGUCUUGCGGCAGCUGAGCAUGAAGUUUGGAAGCGAAUCAACAAGGACUAG
Messenger RNA from Fusarium poae, 723 nucleotides. RefSeq lists its product as uncharacterized. Lineage: Eukaryota; Fungi; Ascomycota; Sordariomycetes; Hypocreales; Nectriaceae. Bases 1 to 723 code for a protein of 240 amino acids. The record is from RefSeq and is a predicted model, not a curated record. The transcript has a single exon.